UUUGUUUGCAACGCAUGAGGCCGUAUCUCGACUUGCGUCAUAGGCACCUACGUAUAUAAGUAACCUCACGUUCCAGAGAAAGUAAUGACGGAAAGUUAUUGCCAGAUGUUGCGUAACAGCUACAGGAUCGAUCAAGUGGCUUUUCGUUCGCGCAAUAUGGCCGAAGCAUCAGCAGAAGCAACUACGUCAGGCCAAAGUACUACCGAGGCAUCAUCUUACCCAAAUUUCUUCACUUGGCAGCUCACUGACCCAUUCAAGGUUGAACGAUACCUGAUUGGUCUCUCGCUUGCCAACUGCACUCCACAGCUGGAGCAGGAGUUCUAUUCAUCACCCAACUUUAGGCAUGAUAAUGUGCCAGUUCCAGAAGGCGAGGACCUCAAAGUGUCCACUGUCAUGUGCUGCUCACUCUGUGGAGCUGAGUUUGACACACGGGAUGAACAGGUACAACAUUACAAGGCAGACUGGCAUAGGUAUAACUUGAAGCAAAAGAUAUGUGGAGGAAGAGUUCUCAGCGAGCAAGAGUUCAUGAGCAUGAUAGAGGAGGUUUCUAGUAUUUCUGGUUCCGAAUCGGGGACUGACACAACGUCGGCAAACGAUACACCAGAAUCAGCGAGUGGGGGAGAGUCCAGUCCUCGCCGGAGAAUAAAAAGUGGAGACACUUCAUACAGGAGUCCCACGAAAGCCAGCCGUAUGCCAAGGCAAAGGACUAACAGCAUUGCUUCAACUGAUACAGAAGGAGAAGAGACGGAUGCUGACAAGGCUGAGAGCAGGAGGGCUCGCAUGAACCCCAAGGUGUAUCUCAAGAAUGGAGAUGGCCAAGUUCUUGCCUUGUACAGGUGUAUUGUACAUGGAAAACUGGCGGCACCUGACAACUGCGUUCAGCUCAUAUCCGCAGUUGGAGAUGUACCACGCAAGAUGCAGUGGGCCGUCCUCAUGGUAGGCGGCGGACACUUUGCGGCAGCUGUGUUUAACGGGUCAGAAUCCCUGCUGCACAAGACAUUCCACAGUUAUACAGUACGCGCCAAGCAAGGUGGCUCCCAGUCAGCCAGGGAUGGCAAACAGAAAGGCAGCCAACCAAAGUCUGCUGGUGCUAGUCUUCGGAGGCACAACGAAAUGACAUUGGUGAAGGACAUUCAAGAUCUGCUGCAGUCCUGGUCCGAAGAGCUCCAGAAAUGUUCAGCUGUGUUCUACAGAGCCCCAGGGGCGAACCGGGCGGUGUUGUUUUCUGGCAAGAACCCACCCUUUCGCAAGUCGGACCCACGCAUGAGGCCAAUCCCAUUCCCGACCAAUCGGGCUACAUACAAGGAAGUGCAAAGGGUUCACCGUAUGUUGUGCACAGUUGAGUGCUUUGGUAGUGAAGAGGAUCUCAAGGGACGCGUUCCAGUGUCUCCAAAAAUAAACGUUGGGGCCAAGAAGCCUGGGAAAACUGUGGAAGUGGGACCAGAUGCGAAAGCUGCAACCACCACUGCUGCUGCUGCUGCUGCUGCUGCCACCGCCACAGGCGACGAUGUCUGUCAUAAGCUCGAGAACAUUUCCCUUUCCGAGCCACCUCUGAAUUCGUUGCUGCCUGACGCGCCAUGUGACUCUCCAAAACCGAAAAGUAGGCUUGUUGGGACUCUCCAGUUUGCAGAGGAUAAGACGGAGGAUGACUCUGGGUCUGACUCUGAUGCUACCGUGAAUUGGGAAGUUUCUGAAGAAGUCAUGGACUUUAGUGACCUGAGAGAAUUUGCUGGAACCAGGAAACCACGAAAAAAAAAGCGCAUGAGAAAAAAAGGCAGCAAGGAUCCAGAGCAUGCCGAGAAGCCAGUGCCUCGAGAGUUCCGGGCACUCAAGACGGCUCUGUUUGAUGCCUGCAAGGCUGCCAACAAGGAAGCUCUGACGUCCAUCCUAGAAGCCAUUUCGGGAACUGGCACAAAGGAGCACGAAACUGCAGCUCGGGAAAAUCUAGAGACUGCGAUACCGGAUAGUGCGGCAUCAUCCGCAACGGUCGCAGACUCCUUUGUGCCUUCAGCUGUAGGUCAGUACUGUCUGCUGAGCCCAGUUGGCUCUGACCCGGACGCUACCCCUGUCGUUGAGAAGGCCGUCGAGUGGGAAGCUUCGGCCAGACUGGAACGCUGCAAUUCGGCCGAGUCUCCGUCGUUGACAACGUGUUGCGAGGUUGUGCAUAGCCAUGGAUUGAAGCACCGUCUGCUCAACGGGCCCAUCGGUUUUUCGGACUCAACACUCCUUCACUACUGUGCCAAGAAUUCGGCUGUCAAGCUCAUCCAGUGCCUCUUGGAAGCAGGUGCGGAUCCUGCUGUGAAAAAUGCUAAAGGACUGACGCCCUAUGCUGUUUGCUCAGACAAGCAGACAAGAAAUGAAUUCAGGCGCUUUAAAGGUUUGCACCCAGAGAAGUAUGACUACGUUGCCGCUCAGAUACCAGAUGCUCUAACAGAAGAAAUGGAAAAGGAACGUUCUCAAAGGCAGGCUGAAAAGCAGAGGGAGAAGCGUAAGCUCCACAGAGAGAAACUGAAGGAAAGAAAAGCUGCUGAAGUGCAGAGACAACAGGAGGAGCUUGAGAAGAAGCGAUUCCUGUCCCUAAGUGACAGAGAAAAGAGGGCACUGGCAGCUGAGCGAAGGUUUGCAAAGCAAAUUCUGGAAACUAAUGGAGCUCAUGUUGUGCUUAUGCGUUGCUUUAUGUGCGGCACCGACAUUACCGGAAAAGUUCCGUUUGAAUACAGCGCAAACAAAUUUUGCACAAUGAAUUGUGUCAAGGAGCACCGAAAGAAGCCCCAGACCAACCGCGCCUGACGUGCCUCAGUCAUUGACGUCUGCCUCCGCCCUGCUAUGUCUUCAUUGACAGCUGAUCGAUGGCUUCACUCUGUGCUUUCAGGAAGGUCGAAUAAGCAGCUUCUGGAUGCUACUGCUUAUGCAAGUGCCAUUGACUGCUUGUGAAAAUUGUGUGCUAGGAAUAAAUUGCAUUCUUUUUAACUUA
Molecule: messenger RNA, 2974 nt
Organism: Rhipicephalus sanguineus (brown dog tick)
Lineage: Eukaryota; Metazoa; Arthropoda; Arachnida; Ixodida; Ixodidae
Product: ankyrin repeat and zinc finger domain-containing protein 1
Exons: 17
Coding region: 85-2790 (901 amino acids)
Molecular function (GO): protein binding
Source: RefSeq, a predicted model, not a curated record